Messenger RNA from Punica granatum (pomegranate), 1563 nucleotides. The record is from RefSeq and is a predicted model, not a curated record. NCBI's taxonomy places the organism in Eukaryota, Viridiplantae, Streptophyta, Magnoliopsida, Myrtales, Lythraceae.
CGCGCCAAUUCAAAUCGAGUGAGAGAGGGGGGGAGAGAGAGAGAGAGAGAGUGAGAAUGGAGGAAGCUGCUCCGACAGCGGGUUCUCCCGACGUCGACAUCAUUCGCAGUCGAAUUGGAGAGCUCACUGAUUUGCUGAGGAUCUGCAAAGAUGUCGACCCGGAAGCUCAUCCCGAUUCGGAGAAAUUGGUCAGCCAGUGCGCCUUCGAUCUCGAGGGUAGAGUGGAACAAAUACUUGCACAAAGUUCUGUUGCUGCUUCCUUUGGUCCUGAAGAUUCAAGUGCAUUUUUGGAACAGUUGAAGGAAGAACUUAAUGCCGUGGAGGUGGAGAAGAUUAAGAUCUCUGAUCAAAUUGAGCUUCUCACAAAAUCUGUGAUGUCAGAUUCUGAAACAUUAGAAAGAGAUCUUGAAUGGUUGAAAUGGUCUCUGGACCAUACUGAACUACUGGGUCUGGAGAAAAUAACUACUGGCAGAUGUGUGGAUUGCUUUUACAGGGAAAAUCAAUUGAGUUCAACAAGUGGAGAUGCAUGCCACAAGUUUGAGAUCCUGGAUCUUCAAAGUCAAAUUGAGAAGAAAAAUAAAAUCUUGAAAUCACUCCAAAGUCUUGAUUGUGAAUUCAAAAGGUAUGAUAUCAUUGAACAGAUUGAGGAUACAUUAUCGGGGAUAAAAGUCAUCGAAUUUGAUCAGAACAUCAUUAGGCUGUCACUGAAAACAUAUGUUCCAAAAUUUGAAGGCAACCAACAAAAAGUUGAGGAUGCUAUUGAGACAUCAGAGGUGAAUCAUGAAGUGCUGAUUGAAGUUGUGGAUACAAAUCUAGAGAUAGAAAGUGUUGAGAUAUUCCCCAAUGAUGUAUACAUAGCCGAUAUAGUUGAUGCUGCAAAAUCGUUCAGGCAGUCCUUUUCCCAAUUGACGGUGCCCCAGACAUCAUUAGAGUGGUUCAUACGGAAAGUAAUGGAAAGGAUUAUCAUAUCAACUCUGAGGCGAUCUGUUGUGAAAACUGCAAACAAAUUGAGGUACUCUGUAGAAUACAUGGAAAGAGAUAACACUAUAACAGCUCAUUUUCUCGGGGGAAUUGAUGCCAUUCUAAAGGCAUCUCAAGGUUGGCCACUGUGUGAUUCUCCGUUGGAGCUGAUAUCGCUCAAGUGCUCUGAGAAUAGUGCAAAGAGAGUUCCCUUAAGUGUUCUCCGUAAAGUUGAGGAAGCGAUGAGAUCCUUGGAAGCACAGAAAAGGGUGAAGUUGUUGGCUUUCCUCAAUUCCAUCGAAGCUAUGCUCUCAGAGCAUUGAUUAAGGUCAUGCUCGGUAUACCUAUCAAAAUCAAAUCUACGUCGGAAUGCUUGAAGAACUACCCGUUGUUCAGGCAGAUUAUUUCUAGUUACCUUGGUCAUCUGGAGAAGCAUGUCUUGAUGGAUUUUGUAAAUUCUGUCCCUACAUCUGUUGUUAAUUUACCAAGAAAUUCUGGUUAUACCUUAACUUAUCCAAGCUUCUCCGCAUCUUUUUUCAGCUGAACGGAAAAUUUUAUUCCAUUAAUUUCUGAUUUUUUCUUCGAAGCUUGAGAUUAUAAGCA